AUGGCACACUUCGAGGACCUCAGGCAGGCUGCCUUCCAGGCCGAGAAGGACCUCAACUCUUAUCAGGCCAAGCAGGGUCUCGGCAAGAAGAGUGACUCAACUCUCGAGUCCGGUGUCGAUGAGAUGGUCGACAAGAAAUUCUCCGAGCCCACUGGCCUGAAGUACGGCCCUGGCUCGACUGCCUCCGGUAGCGACCACCGCAAGAUCCCCGAGGAUGAGGGUGGCACUCGUGACGACCGUAACAGACUCCCCAAGGCCGAACACUUCCAGGGCUCCGGCGGCCCCGAGACCAGCGUGAAGCAAGACUCCGAGAACCGCCCCGGUGACCAGGACGCCUUGAACUUGCAGGAUAUGAAGCGCCGCGGUAUUGCCUCAUAA
Messenger RNA from Penicillium antarcticum, 378 nucleotides. RefSeq lists its product as uncharacterized. The record is from RefSeq and is a predicted model, not a curated record. The transcript has 3 exons. NCBI's taxonomy places the organism in Eukaryota, Fungi, Ascomycota, Eurotiomycetes, Eurotiales, Aspergillaceae. Bases 1 to 378 code for a protein of 125 amino acids.